Tinamus guttatus (white-throated tinamou) is the source of this 938-nucleotide messenger RNA. The record is from RefSeq and is a predicted model, not a curated record. NCBI's taxonomy places the organism in Eukaryota, Metazoa, Chordata, Aves, Tinamiformes, Tinamidae.
AUGCCGCGCACCGGGAGCCGCGUGUCCCGCCAGCCCACGGCGGGCCGUGCCCAGGGGAUGCGCGGGGCAACGUCGUCCACGCGAGCUAGCUCUGCAGCUGGCAGCCCGCUCCGCAAGCCGCCCAAAAUGCUGCAGAAGCAGACCAAAGACUCAAAAAGAAGAUUUAGACCUAAGAGACGGUCUCAUCAGAAGCAAGGCGACGAGACAAAGAUCUCCCAGCGUCUGUCACAUCAAAUGUUACCUCGGCGAGUGCCUCGUUUCGAGGCAAAACGACACCUGAGCCCCACCGCCUGCACCCUGAGGAAGCACAAGACGAAUAGGAAGCCCCGAACCCCGUUCACCACCUCCCAGCUGCUGGCUCUGGAGCGCAAGUUCCGCCAGAAGCAGUAUCUGUCCAUCGCAGAGAGAGCCGAGUUCUCCAGCUCCCUCAACCUCACAGAGACCCAGGUCAAAAUCUGGUUCCAGAAUCGGAGGGCCAAGGCCAAGAGACUGCAGGAGGCCGAGCUGGAGAAGCUCAAAAUGGCAGCGAAGCCCAUGUUGCCUUCGGGUUUCAGUCUCCCUUUCCCCAUCAACUCUCCCAUCCAGGCCGCCUCACUGUAUGGAACAUCCUAUCCUUUUCACAGACCUGUGCUUCCUAUCCCGCCCGUUGGACUCUAUGCUACUCCUGUCGGAUAUAGCAUGUACCACUUAUCCUAAGAAGAUCAGAAAGACAAAGCGACAGUGAGAAAGACUUCCUGGUGGAUCUUGUCCAACCCUGAGAAGGCAGUACCCCAACCAGUACUGGCAAUUCUUUCUGCACGCUUUUAUCUGUCAUCCCAAAUGUACAGGAGUUUGCAUUAGCAAAACAAAGCAUCCUGUAUGCUACAGGUUGGGUGUCUUCUGAUAGUGCUCUGAGCACUCAGUGUCUGAUCCUGAAAGAAAAAAAAAAAAGUAAAAAC